UUCCUCAGCUCCGUUUCUCUCUCUGAUCACUCACUCUCUUCCCCUUGGUUUUCAAAUUCCGUGAUCAAAUUCAUACUCACAUUCUCUUCCGUGCCCUAGCAGACCUUCAAGUGAUUCAAAAAACAAUAGCAAACUACGAAAAAAGGUAAACUCUUGCGAACCAUUUUCUUCUCCGGCGCGGCGGUGCGAUAGUGGUGGCGGCGGAGAGCAUUGAGAGAGAGGUGUGCUGUAUGUCAGUAGAUUGCAGAGAGAGCUAUAGUGGUGGAAUUAUUGGCGCGCUCGCGAACCCCUUGCAAUGGCCCCAGCUUCGAAAAAAGCGACGCCUUCAUGUUGCUCCGAUUCUGCUUCUUCUUCUUCUUCCGUCAUUCCUCGCCAGGCCGCGGCGCCUCCUUCGAACGCCGUCGUUUCGGCCGCCGUGGCUCAGGAUUGGAGCGUCGCGGCUACCGAGGACCGCCGCGACGAUCAGCGCUCCAAGAAGAUCGCCAUGGCUUCCUUGAUUCCUGAACCUUCCGCCAAGAAUGCCUCCGCCGCAGGCAUCCCGAUCAUGCUUAGGCCUCAAUCAAGGCAUCCAUUGGAACCUUUAUCUGCUGCCGAAAUUUCUGUGGCAGUGGCGACCGUCAGGGCUGCUGGAGCAACUCCUGAGGUUAGAGAUAGUAUGCGUUUUGUUGAAGUGGUUCUUCUAGAACCAGAAAAACAUGUUGUUGCAUUAGCGGAUGCAUACUUCUUCCCUCCUUUCCAACCCUCAUUACUUCCGAGAACCAAAGGUGGACCUAUAAUACCCACUAAGCUUCCUCCGAGGCGAGCUAGACUUGUUGUUUACAACAAGAAGUCAAAUGAGACAAGCACAUGGAUUGUUGAGCUGUCAGAAGUACAUGCAGCUACUCGUGGUGGGCAUCACAGAGGAAAAGUAAUAUCAUCACAAGUUAUCCCUGAUGUUCAGCCCCCCAUGGAUGCUGUGGAAUACGCUGAAUGUGAAGCUGUUGUGAAAGACUUUCCUCCAUUUAGAGACGCUAUGAAGAAGAGGGGUGUUGAAGAUAUGGAUCUUGUGAUGGUUGAUGCCUGGUGUGUUGGUUAUCAUAGUGAGGCUGAUGCUCCUAGCAAAAGACUUGCUAAACCACUGAUAUUCUGUAGAACUGAGAGUGACUGCCCAAUGGAAAAUGGUUAUGCACGCCCUGUUGAGGGAAUCCAUAUACUUGUUGAUAUGCAAAGCAUGGCGGUGAUAGAGUUUGAAGACCGUAAGCUGGUUCCCCUACCUCCAGCCGAUCCAUUGAGGAACUAUACUUCUGGUGAAACAAGAGGUGGUGUUGACCGGAGUGAUGUGAAGCCUUUACAAAUUGUUCAGGCUGAAGGUCCAAGCUUUCGUGUUGAUGGAUAUUUUGUGGAGUGGCAGAAGUGGAAUUUUCGUAUUGGAUUCACUCCCAGGGAGGGGCUAGUUAUAUAUUCAAUUGCGUAUGUUGAUGGUAGUCGGGGACGAAGGCCUGUAGCCCAUAGGUUGAGUUUUGUGGAAAUGGUGGUGCCAUAUGGAGAUCCCAAUGAUCCACAUUACAGAAAAAAUGCUUUUGAUGCUGGGGAAGAUGGCCUUGGUAAAAAUGCACAUUCCCUAAAGAAGGGGUGUGAUUGUUUGGGCUAUAUCAAAUACUUUGAUGCCCAUUUUACAAACUUUACUGGAGGUGUUGAGACAAUUGAGAAUUGUGUAUGUUUGCACGAAGAGGACCAUGGACUUCUGUGGAAGCACCAGGACUGGAGAACAGGUUUAGCAGAAGUGCGCAGGUCAAGACGGCUGACAGUUUCUUUUAUAUGUACUGUGGCUAAUUAUGAAUACGGAUUCUUCUGGCACUUUUAUCAGGAUGGAAAGAUUGAAGCUGAAGUUAAACUUACUGGAAUACUCAGCUUAGGAGCACUACAACCUGGAGAAGUCCGAAAAUAUGGCACUGUUAUUGCACCGGGGCUAUAUGCACCAGUUCAUCAGCACUUUUUUGUUGCUCGUAUGGAUAUGGCUGUUGAUUGCAAACCUGGGGAAACAUACAAUCAGGUUGUGGAGCUAGAUGUUAAAGUUGAACAACCUGGAGACAAUAAUGUCCACAGCAAUGCAUUUUAUGCUGAAGAGAGACUUCUUAGAACUGAAUCGGAGGCAAUGCGAGACUGUAAUCCCCUGUCCGCCCGCCAUUGGAUUGUAAGGAACACACGAACUGUUAACAGAACUGGACAGUUAACAGGCUACAAGCUUGUACCUGGUUCAAAUUGUUUGCCAUUAGCUGGUUCUGAGGCCAAGUUUUUGAGAAGAGCUGCUUUCUUGAAACAUAAUCUUUGGGUUACACCAUAUGCACGUGAUGAGAUGUUUCCUGGAGGAGAAUUUCCCAACCAAAACCCAAGGGUCGGUGAAGGAUUGGCUACAUGGGUUAAGCAGAAUCGAUCUCUUGAAGAAACUGACAUUGUCCUUUGGUACGUAUUUGGGAUAACUCACGUUCCUCGGUUAGAAGACUGGCCUGUCAUGCCAGUGGAGCGCAUUGGCUUUGUGCUUAUGCCUCAUGGAUUCUUCAACUGCUCUCCUGCAGUGGAUGUUCCGCCCAGUGUCUGUGAAUUGGAAGUCAAAGAAAAUGACGUCAAAGACAAUGGGGUUGCAAAGCCAAUUCAGACUGGGUUGAUGGCAAAGCUUUGAAGAGAUGCUGUGUACCACUUUCUUCGCAAAGCUGCUAUUUGUCUUCGGUUUCAAUUGGCCCAUGGGAACCAAGCGCUAAGAACACAGAUUCUUUGUUAAAUGGAACUGCUGGUCAUUUGUUUAGCUUGAAAAACCAAUAGUACUUUUCUACUAUAAGAAGAUAAGAGUUGCAGAAACGUUUAAAGAAUGAUAUGAACAAGCAAUUUUGAAUGUUUAAACAUUGUCCGCUUUCGAUGAAGAUAAUCAGAAAACCAA
Molecule: messenger RNA, 2914 nt
Organism: Rosa chinensis
Lineage: Eukaryota; Viridiplantae; Streptophyta; Magnoliopsida; Rosales; Rosaceae
Product: copper methylamine oxidase
Exons: 12
Coding region: 296-2659 (787 amino acids)
Biological process (GO): amine metabolic process
Molecular function (GO): quinone binding; copper ion binding; primary methylamine oxidase activity
Source: RefSeq, a predicted model, not a curated record